Messenger RNA from Podarcis lilfordi (Lilford's wall lizard), 43424 nucleotides. The record is from the annotation of a GenBank genome assembly. Lineage: Eukaryota; Metazoa; Chordata; Lepidosauria; Squamata; Lacertidae.
GCCAAGGCCACCCUGAGCUUGUCACUUGAGGUCACUUUUCCUGCCGGCUCACCUUCGCUCUCAGCUUCCUUCUCUCUCUCAGAAGCAAGCACUCAGCCCAUUACAAAGUGAGCUGGAGGGGAUCUCGAGGCCCAAUUCAUGGAGAGGGAGGGAGCCUAGUUCAUUCUUUUGUAGUGAAGAAAUCCACUAGUUUGCCAUCCCUGGGACUUGAUUGCUUGAGCAAUCCACCAGUCAGCAUUAAGAUGGGCAGCAUCUCCAGGCUGGAAUAUGUGAAUUGGUUUUGCGCAUAUUGACUAACUGGGGAUGGCUAGAUAGAUAGAUAACAGAAUCAUAGAAUUGUAGAGUUGGAAGGGACCCCGGGGAUCACCUAGUCCAAACCCCUGCAAUGCAGAAAUCUCAACUAGAUCAUAUAUGACAUAUGACCACCCUACCUCCGCUUAAAAACCUGUCAUGUGAGUCUGUUCUACUGUCAAACAGCCCUUACUGUCAGAAAGUUAUUCCUGAUGCUUAGUUGGAAUCUCCUUUCUUGUAACUUGAAGCCAUUGAUUCGGGUCCUAGCCUCCGGAGCAGGAGAAAACAAGCUUGCUCCAUCCUCCAUGUGACAGCCCUUUAGAUUUUUGAAGAUGGCUAUCAUAUCUCCUUUCAGUCUCCUCUGUACCAGGCUAAAUAUACUCAGCUCCUUCAACCGUUCCUCAGAAGACCUGGUUUCCAGACCACUGAUCAUCUUGGUUGCCUUCCUCUGCACACGUUCCAGCUUGUCAACAUCCUUCUUAAAUUGUGGUGCCCAGAACUGGACACAGUACUCCAAGUGUGCUCUGACCAAGGCAGAAUACUUCCUUUGACCUGGACUAUUACUUCCUUUGACCUGGACACUAUAUUUCUAUUGAUGCAGCCUAGAAUAGCAUUAGCUUUUUGUUGCUGCUGCUGCAUCAAACUGGUGACUCAUGUUAAGCUUUUGGUCCACUAAGACCCCUAGAUCCUUUUAUGUACUACUGGCAAUCCAAAUAUCCUUCAUCUUCUAUUUGUGCAGCUGGCUCUUCCUGCCUAAGUGCAGAACAUUACAUUUGUCCCUAUUGAAAUCCAUUUUGUUAGUUUUGGCCCAGUUCUCAAAUCUCUUACAGUCAUAUUGAAUCCUGAUUCUGUCCUCAGCAGCAUUGGUUACCCCUCCCAGUUUGGUUCAUCUGCACAUUUGAUGAGCAUCCCCUCAGUACCUUUAUCCAAUAAAUAGAUAGUAAUUUCACUCUUCAGCUUAAAUCUUUGCAAGAAAAAGUGGCUUGAUUUCUUCCUCUGUCUGGAAUGUAACACCCAGAUAUUUAAAAAAAGGGCACUGUUCAAUCACUUGUUCAUCUAAAGACCAUCUAAAGGUGUGGCGAGCUCUAGUAAACACCACAAUUUUUGUUUUAUCAUGGUUUAUCUUUAGUGAAUUAUGGGAACAGUAGGCUGCGAUCCCCUCCAGCAUGCUGCGUAAGCCUCUUCGGGUGAGUGCCAUUAAAACCAUGUCAUCGGCAUAUAGCAAAAUAUUCAGGCGUUUACCUUCAAGGGCUGGAGCCGAUGAGUUGUACUUUGCCAUGUACUGGACAAUGUCGUUUAUAUAAAAGUUGAAAAGAAAUGGGGCUAGCAGGCAUCCCUGUUUGACCCCUUCCCCAAUGGCAGUGGGUCCGUAAGAGUUCCCGAUGGCCCAGUUCUGAUUUUGACUGUAAUGUCUGUAUGUAACUCUCUGAGAAUUUUUAAAAGUCGUCUGUCAAUGUCCGUUUCAUAUAAUUUUUUCCAUAGUCUAUCUCUACAGAUUGAGUCGAAGGCAGAUGUCAAGUCUACGAAGGCCACAAAGAGUCUGCUCUUAUACGCUUUUGCAUAUUUAGCUACCAGGGUCUGUAGUACCAUACAGUGACCUAUCGUAUUGUGGCCCUUUCUAAAUCCUGCCUGUUCCUGGUUGAACAGGUUAGAAUGGUCCGCCCAAUCUACCAGCUUGUUUAAUAGGUACCGGGUAUAAAGUUUGUAUGCGAUGUCCAGAAGGCUUAUAGGGCGGUAGUUUGCUGGAUCUUGAAUGUCUCCCUUCUUAUAGAUAGGGACUACCACACUUAGUUUCCAAUUUGCUGGGAUUUUACAUGUGUUGUUCAUUGCCGUAAAAGUUUGGCCAAAAGAUGGCCCACCAUUGGGCAUUUAAUUUAAAAACCUCAGGGGGGAUCAUGUCCUCGCCAGGAGCUUUGCCAUUUUUUAAAGUUUUAAUUAGCUGUAGGCACUCUGAUUCCGUAACAGGAUCCCAACUAACUAGAUGCUCCUUCUUCAAUGGGAGGAGCGGACUCAAAUUAGCAGUAUUUGAGAGUGUGUAUAGCUUGAGAAAGUGUUGAUACCACACAUCGGAUGGAAUACUGCUGUUUACAAUUUUUCCUUUGGAUGAGACUCCCUGUGCUACUAUUGCCCAGAAUUUUCUAUCGUCUCGCGAUUUAAUCGCCAUAUCAAGUGCCUCCCAUUGUUUCUUCCUGUAAAGGGAUUUCUUGAGUUUUAAGGUGUAUUUAUAGUGAGAGCGCCAUCUGUGGAAAUUUACCAUAGAUGACAAUGUCCUCUCCUGUUUUACCUUAUUUUGUUGUUUCCUAAGCAGGGAUCUUAGCUUCCGGCAGUCUUUGUCAAACCAGGCCCCCGAUUUGUUAUGUUGUAUGGGAGGCCUGUAACCAUCCUAACACGAAGAACAAUUGGUGUUUUGCUUAGUUUCUUCCAUACCAGGGGAGGACAAUUGGUGAUCCCGGCAUUAAGAGCUUUCGUUGGGAAAGCUAUUCCCCAGAUGUUAUAUGGGAUAGAACUCUGGGGGUGGAACCAGAGGCUGUUGGAACGGCUUGAAAUUUUGCAAAACUACUAUCUCAAGAAGAUUCUAGGCCUUCCUCAAGGAACCCCAGCAGCCUUCUUGAGGGUGGAGGUUGGUUUACCCUCUGUGUCUGCCAGGGCCCACUUAAGAUUCCUACGAUUUUACAUCAACCUUGCAAACUCUUCAAACACCUUAUUGGCCAAACAAGCCUUCGUAUCUUUUCAAAAGAAUACCACUUGGCGCCAAAACUUAUCUGAGAUCCUGGUUAGAUACACCCUACCGGAGUUUAAUAUCCUCAAACGGUGGAGCCCGGACAAAGUCCGGAAUGGAUCCUGGAGAGAGACGCUCUGUUAGAUACCACAAAAAUACAGAUCCCAGGGUCCUCCCACUGGCUUCCCCGACUGAAAGCAGUCAAAAUCUGCGCCAACUACUUGGCGAAUAUCACCAAUCCCACCCUUCGGAGAGCCUUUACUAUGGCCCGUUUUCAAACCAUUCCCUACGGCCUAUCUGUCAGGCAGAUAUGCAAAAAUCCCAGUAGAGCAGCGGAUAUGUCCUUGUUAUAUGAGAACCAAAGAGGAUCUCAUACAUUACAUGUUGUAUUGUCCCAUCUAUUCGGCCUUCAGGGAUGCGAUGUUACAAACUAUUCCUAAAUCAAUAGUCAACUCUGAGGACCAAGUAAAGUUUUUACUGGUAGACGCUGAUCCACGGAUUUCUCACGUGGUAGCGGUCUUUGUGGUGAAGGCUAUGAAAACUAGGGUAUGGUUCCUGGAUGAAACGGUGAGGUCCCUCCCAUUGCUCUCCUAACCUGUUGCUGUACCUUCUUCCUUGAAUGGUGGGGUUUUUGGGUAGUUUCCUUGCUGGGACAACAUGGCAUGAAUUUUAGCUUACUUUUAUAAUCUUUCUGGUUUAUCUUUUAACAAUGUUUUAUGGUAUUUUGUGUAAAGGCAUGGACCUCACAAAUUUAAUAAAUAAAUUUGUUUGUUUGUUUGUUCCUCUGUCCCUCACCUCCUCCACCACAAGAGACCUUUGCUGUGCUGUGGGACCAUUUGAAUGUAGACCUUUCUAUUUCCAGUUUGGGUCCCAUCCCCCCAGUACACACAAGCAGGGUGUCCCCAUAUAAUCUGGUCUGUGUCAGUGGCCAGGGGUCAAUUUCUGCCCUUAGCUUCUGUUAAGAAUCUGUGAACAUACGAAGAACCCUGCAGGAUUGGGCCAAUGGGGGCCCAUCUAAUCCAGCAUCCCAUUCUCACAGUAGCCAAUCAGAUGCCCGUGCAGAAGAGCUGGUAUUAUUUAGUGUCUGGUGUUUGGAGGUAGAAUACAACCAUCAUGGCUAGUAGUCAUUGAUAACCAUGACUCCAUGAAUUUAUCUAGUUCUCUUUUAAAUCCAUCCAAGUUGAUGGCCAUCACCAUCUCCUGUGGUAGGGAGUUCCACAGUUAAACAUUGUGGUGCAUGAAGGAGGACUUUCUUUUGCCUGUUCCAAAUCUCCCAAUAUCCGGCUUCACUGGAUAGCCCUGAGUCCUAGAUUUACAAGAGAGGGAAACAUCUCCCUGUCACUUGGAGAACCUGGGGCUUCUUUGGAGGGGAGUGGGGUAUGCCUGCCCCUUCGCAGAUGCCUUGUGACUUCCAAUGGGGCUGACACCAGGUGUGCCACUUGAUGGCUUCCGGCUUCCAUGGGGCUGCUGGUGGGGUAUUGCAUGGUCUUGGAGAUAUGUAAUGGGAGCCUCAACAUUCAUAACGUGUGUGUGUUUGUAAGGGCAAGUUGCAAUUGUUGAGCAUUUCAUCUUGGGACAGAAAACACAGAGCAGAAGGCAUAUAAGGGCAUGACUGACGAGGGAGAAUCAUCCAGUGAAGGUAAGGGACUUGGGCAGUUUGUGAAAGCUCCAUAUAAUUAUAGUAAUUCAGGGCCACUGCAACUUCAAUCACAGCUUCCAAGGGAUCCAAUACAACUUUUUGCCCUUGUCUUUGCCUUUCAUGGAAUUGUAGAGUUGGAACAGAGGGUCAUCUGGUCUAAGCCCCUGCAGUGCAAGAAUCAUUUUGUUCCCUGUGCAUUCUGUAGGGAUGCCACUCGCCAUACCUUGUUCCCAAAGAUCACCGCUUUGAUUGCACCUUAAAAAGAUAUGUUGAUCUUGCACUAUUUCCCAGCAACAUAAAUAGUACAGUGUGCAAGUUCUCCCUAAAUCAGACUUUGUCAACAUGGUGUGCUCCAUAUGGUUUGGACUACAACAACCAGCAGCCCCAACUAAUAGGGCCUAAUAGUGUGGUGCAGGGGCUGAUGGGAGCAUGGCUAUGCUUGCAGGGGCUGAAUAAAAACAACAGAGAAGGGAAAAAGUUUAAAACAAAUAUCAAUAAACCAUUGCAGGAGAUGUGCUUUAAUUGCUUGCAUAAGUCUGACAGAAUAAAAAUGUUUUCAGCAGGCGUUUAAAAGUUGACACAGAAUACAACCGCUGGUUCUUCCUAUGUCUUUCCCUAACCCUGAGAGGGAAGUUAGACUGAGAGACAGAAACUGGCCCCAAAAUCACCCAGUGAGCGUCAUGGCUGCACGGGGAUUUGAACCCUGGUCUCCCUGGUCAUAGCCUGACAUGUAGAGGUCCUUCUCAUUUACCCCUUCUGCUCCUGUUAUGUGACUCUUUCGUCCUGCCUUCGGCACCCUGGCACCCUCUAGAAUAUGACUCCUAAGUGGCCUCCAAAGAAGCAGCCAAGGGGAACAUGCCCCUUUGGGUCAAAAAAGGGGUCGCCACCCCCCUGUUGAACAAAUGUAGUGUUUUUCUGCUCAUUGCAGCAAGAGGCAAACAGUUAUGAUGAGAGCUGUAAAUCAGGAAUGCUUCACGUGUGGUCCUCAGCAUAGAAUCCUAGAAUUGUAGAGAGCCCAAGGGUCAUCUAGUCCAACCCUUGUGAUGCAGGGAUCACAGCUAAAGAAUCCCUCAGGCGACCAUCUAACCUCUGUUGAAAAACCUCCAAUGAAGGAGAGUCUGCCCUCCAAAGUAGUCCGUUCCACUGUGAACAUGUGAUUGGACUCCAGCUCCCAUCAUCCCUGGUCGUUGGCCAUGCUAUUUGUUAGACCUGAGAGGAGAUGCAGCUCAUCAACAUCUGUAUGGCCCCAGCUGUAAACAGCACUCAACUUUCCCCUUGUUCCUUUAAAAGUAUGCAGAGAGUUUUCACCAGACUCAUUGUUUGGUGGCAACAAGGUCUAGAACCUUGAAACCGCCCAGGCCUUCGGAAGUGCCACCUCCCUGCAGAACGUUGGGCAAGCUAUCAUGAUUCUUGCCAGCCUGGUGGGUUGCUGCAGCCUCCUCCGUCCCCUACUCAGGUCGCCUCCACUCCAUCAGCCACCUCCUGCAACUCCCAGAGGCCGCAUCCCAGAAGGAGGUCGUCCUCUGCAUUGUGAAGGCUGCUCGCAGCCAGCCAGCUGCCGUGAUACCAGUUCUUGUGGUGAUGCUCCAGCAGGACGAGGUAGGAAAAACUGCUUCUCUAACUUAGACCGUUUUCCAAGACCGGUUCCCCCCACCUCAAGUGCCCUUCAGAGAUUAAGAACCACAAAUUCCAUCAGCCCCAGCCUGAGAAUUGUAGACCAAAUCCUCUCAAGAGCACCAGCACCAGUUGUCAAAGAGUUAAACAACUAUAUAAGUUUUUGCAGGCAUCUGAACGUAACCCUACUUCAGGAAGCUUUUAAUGUUUGAUGCUGUAUUUUUGUUGGAAGCCGCCCGCAACCCAGUCAGAUGGGCAGGGUAAAAUAAUAGAGAUUAAAUGGACAGGUCCUUCCCUCCAUGCUCAGAAACUCUCUCCCUCUCUCUCUUUCCUUCCUGCAGGCUUCUGCCUGGCAGAAGGUGGCCAUCUAUCGCAGUCUGCAGGCCAUGAUGGAGCACGGCCUGGAGGUGGAGCCCGCCGGCCAAUUCAUCCUUGCGGCCUGCAAGCAUCUGAGGGCAUCCCCAGAUGUAAGGAUACCACAGAUGACUCUCAGAGGCAUCUCCCUCCUUGGUGGUUAAUUCUGGGUUGUUGUUGUUGCUUUUAAGACAUCCUGAGGCCAAACCCUGCUUUGCGAGCUCCCAGCCAUGUGGUAGGUGGGCGGGCCAGGAUUUUCAUCCUGCCUCCUUUGUUUUAUUUUAUCAAUUGCAUUUAUCUCCCACCAUUCCCCAUCCCCCACCAAGGAGCUCAAAUAUACAAACAUGGUUCUCCCUCCUCCUCAUUUAAACCCCAUAACAACCCUGUGACUUAGGAUAGGCUGAGAGGCAGUGACUGGCCCAAGGCCACCAAAGGAGCUUCUCACCCUGGGCCAGCAGGGGGAUACUGUAGAUAGUUCAGAUCCACAUAUGCAAAUAAGGGAUCGAAAGUGACGUUCAGUGAUUAGAUAGUUACAGAAAGUUGUUACAGUUACGUUGUAGUGGAGCUCUAUAUAAGCAGGCUGGCUGAACCCUUCAGUUCAGUUCUAUUCUGGCCUGUGAAUAAACAAGAGCUGUUUGAAGAAUCGCUGUGUCGUCUGAUAUGUUCACCCACAACUUAACACCCAGUGUUCCUAGUCAGACGCUCUAACCACUAUGGCACACCGGCUCCCUUUGCUGCCAGGUUGCUGGACUUUGUGCUUCCUAAUCUCAUUUCCACCCUCUCAGCAGGAAGUGCCCCGAGAGCUUCAGGCAGCGGCAAGCAGCACCCUGGCCACCUUUGCCUGCUAUCACUUCCACCCCAUAAUGAUGGAGCUCCAGCACCAGCUCAAGCCCUUUGCCCCGCCAGAUGAGUUCACCCUCCUGACCCUGGGGAAGAUCGCAGCCAACAAUGGUACAAGGGCAAGUUCCUGUUAGAAUUCCUGUUGUCACCCUACACUUGAGUAGGACCCUGGUAGAGACACAUGCCCGACUGGCAUGUUCCCUCCCUCCUGGUCGAUUGUUCGGGAGCUUCAAAAGCUUUCUUCAGCCCGAACAUCACAGUGACCGAUGCCAACCGACACCGGCACACUUAGAGAACCACAGAGUCUUCCCAGCUUGCGGAACAGACCUCAGCAACUCAGCAUUUUGGCUAAUCUACUUUAUUUACAUAUAAACACACACGGAGCACUGCAACAUGGCUCCCUCUCUCUCUAGCAUCAGACAGCAAAGAGAAAGAACAAAGGACAAUAGUCCCAUUUCACGGAACACAGUAACACAAACAUCCUGUCUCCCGUCACUUCCCACUCUGUGGAGUCAAAACAUACACCAUCAUGUGCUAGACAACAAUCCCAUGACUGCAAUCAUGGAGCAGGAAUUCUCCUGACAGUUCCAUCUUCACCCCUGCCCUGAACCAAAUUGCCAAGAGUCUAAUAUGGCUCGUGAUCUGUCCCGGGAAGCACCUUGAUAAAACCCAGGGGAGGUUUCAUUCCCCACCCCAGGGUACAAUCAAGCACACUUCCUGCUUUCUCUGCCCAUCUCUCCUCAGUGUACAGCUGCGUCCCUUUCCUGGGCAUCACCCUAACCACCCUCCAGACCGCCAUGCGCCGGAUUGAGGAUGGACGGAGGCGCAGGGCUCUCUGCACAGGUGGGUCCCGCAGGGCCUCCUUAAGCGAUGCUUUGCAAACUUGGGACACCUUACUCUAUGGUCUUAACCCCUUCAUGCAUUAAUUAGAGUUAAAAGCAUGUUGGUUAUAUGAGGCUGAGUUAUCCCCACCGUUCUCACAGUAGCCAACCAGAUGCCCAUUCAGGGAAGCCUGCUAGCGGGACCUGAGCACAGGAGCACCCUCCUCACUUGUGGUCUCCAGCAACCAGCUUUCAGAAGCAUUGCUGCCUCCAUCUGUGGCAGCAGAGUAUAUGCAUUCUGGCUAGGAGCCAUCCAUAGCCUUCUUUUCCUCCGUGAAUUUGUCCUGUCCUCUUUUAAAGUCAACAAAACACCAACACCACCACAAACUGGCUUAUAAGUAUAAAACCAAAUUUACUAGAAUAAUAACUUCAUACUGAGCAAACCAUUUUGUAUGACUGGGUAAGGUAUAGUAUGAGACUGAUAUUUUCUAAUUUUUAUGGUUUACCACACAUUUUAAUUGGAGUGCUAUUUUGUAUCAAGCAGCUUUUCAGACUGUUGAAGCGUGUAGCGAAACCUGUAAUAUAUCCGGAGAACAGGUCUCCUUUUGCCCACUUGCGUUAUUCUCACCAGGGUGGUGGCUUUGAUUUGCCUUCCUGUGAUUGGUCCAUGCAUAUUGCUUUCUGUUUCCAACUCAAGACCUAUUGAAGAACAUCUCAUCCAGUUCAAUCUUUGAAAAACAGCUUUGAAAAACUUUUUCAUAUUCUCCAGUGUGCUACCCUUGCCAUUGUGGCGGCACGGGGUUGCCAUUCUGUGAUUGGACUUACGCUACUUGCUGAAUGGUUUAUCCAGUCUGUAUAACGUUUAUUGCACUUGUAACUUGUUAAGAUAUAGUUGUACAUUUAUCCACUCCAUGUUUACAGUAUCUCCUGGCUUUGUUUUGCACAUGGCACCUUAGUAUGUUUGUUGCUUGAAUGGUUACAAGUCUAUCUCGAUUCUAGUUAUUAUUCUAGUAAAUUUGGUUUUAUACUUAUAAGCCAGUUUGUGUUGUUGUUGUUUUGUUGUAUUAUUAUUACUGUCACCACAUUUGAUACUUUGUGUAUAUACUCUUUUAAAGUCAUCCAAGUUGGUGCCCAUCAAAGCCUCCUGCAGGAGUGAGUUCCACAGUUUAACUAUGGAAGCAGAACUUCCACCUUGGUUAACAUGCUCUGCCUUUCAUUUCUCUCUCUCCACCCCCUUCUCUGUUAUCUGUUUCACAUUCCCAAGCUCUGGAGCAGAUGUGUGGGGCAAUCCGGAUAUACCUGCGGACCUGGGAGCGAAGCUCUUACCCCCGCAUCAGCGUCCAGCAGUUCUCUGCCUACCUGCUGCCUCUCUACUCCUGCAUGACCCGAACUUGGCUCCCUGGAUGCGAUGCACAGGUGAGGGGUGAGGGGCGAUCAGUCAGCCCCCACCCCAUAACCAGCAGGGUGCCUUCGAUCAACCCUCUCCUGGGACUCUCUCCAUCUGGGGAGGGGUUCUGGGUGACUUUACUGUCUCCCCAGGGAUUGUGCUGCUGGUCCUUGGAUGAAAGAGGGACACUUUCUACAGUGGGAAGAUUUUGCAGCCUAGAGUAGAGGUGACUGGUCUUUUUCAGACCGAGGGCCACAUUGCAGGGGCUGCAGGUCACUGGACAUUAAAAAAAUUUUUUUAAAGGGUUUCAUAGGGCAGAGGACUCGGGAGGCCAGAAAAAUCUUUUAGCACCAUAGUAUCACAGCACAGGAACCACAGGACUAGUCAGUAAAAUGUUUUUUUUUUAAUACAGUGGAACUCUGGAUCUCGAACGCCUUUGUACUCAAACAUUUUGGCUCCCAAACACCGAAAACCUGGAAGUAAGUGUUCCGGUUUUCGAACGUUUUUCGGAAGCCAAAUGUCCGAUGCGGCUAUCGGCUAUUGUUUCCGGGGCACCUGCACCAAUCGGAAGCCCUGCCUUGGUUUUUUGAACGUUUCAGAAGUUGAACGGACUUCUGGAAUGGAUUACGUUCGAGAACCAAGGUACCACUGUAGUUAAAAAAUGGACAGAUUUUGGAGGGCCUUGAGAAGGGGCACAAAAACAUCUUGGCAUCACAGGAUCACAGCGGGUGACCUCUUAAAUUUAGAACUUAGUUUUUUUUUGUUUUUUAAACUCAGAAAAUGGUGGACUCUCCUUCAUUGCAGGGUUUUCUAUCAGGGAUUAUUUCAGCACUGUAGGGGGUUGGGCUGGGUGACUCUUGUGGGGGGGGGUCCCUUCUAACCCAACAUUCUAUCAUUUUUAAAAAAACGGUGACUUGAGUGGGACUUGAGCACAGCCUGUUCUUACAGUGGGGGGUGGGGGUGGCUCUGGACCACCCUUACCCCUCUGCCUCUCCCACUCACCAGCAGUCAAAUAGCACCUCACACUUCAGUCAGCACUAACCCUUUUUUCUGCAGGCAGAUAUCUCACUGGGCAAGCAAACUGGCCCAGGCCAAAAACAUGUGUGGUUUCUUGCAGCCCCCCCCCCCAAACUAGCUCUCUCCCCUUAGUGACUGGGGGAGGACCCUGCCCUGUCACCAGUGUGGAAGGUGGGUUUCCCAUCUUGCCUCCAAAUGUCUUGUGACGGCUGCUGCCUCGCCACCCCCAAAGGUCCAGCUGGCAGUCUUGAAGACCCUGAGCCCCAUCCUGCGACUCCUGCUGCCCAGGACAGACUUCCAGGCUCAGAUCUACAGCGACAUCUCUCUGCUCCUAGCCCAGUAUGAUAGCAGCACGGAGACCUUCCUCGUUACAAAGGUGAGCAUUGCGGAUUGCUGCUCCCCACUGGCACCCAGGACUUGAGCAGGCCACCCCAAGCUCAGCUGCUAUAUCAAUUUCUAUUUAGGUGUAUAUACAUUUUAUCUGUUUAAAAAUAUAUAUAUAUUGCCGUGAUUUUUGUGGUGUGGGGGUGGUCUUCGAUUGCUUGCAAUAAACCCUGGAGAGGAGGAGUCAAAGGCAGCUGCGGGGAUCCAGGGACCCUUCAUCUCAGCAACUGGUUUCAGGGAAUGAGCUGUUGUGCUCAUUAAGCCCGAGACUCAGCCCAGUUUGUGAAGAUAGUGUUUUUGCUAAUAACAAUACUAAUAAUUUAUUGUUAAUAUGCCACCCGUCUGACUGGGUUGCCCCAGCUGCCCUGGGCAGCUUUCAACACAUUAAAACAUGGGUAGGCAAACUAAGGCCCGGGGGGCCGGAUCCGGCCCAAUUGCCUUCUAAAUCCGGCCCACGGAUAGUCUGGGAAUCAGCAUGUUUUUACAUGAGUAGAAUGUGUCCUUUUAUUUAAAAUUCAUCUCUGGGUUAUGUGUGGAACAUAGGAAUUCGUUCAUAUUUUUUUCUUCAAAAUAUAGCCGCCGCCCCCCACAAGGUCUGAGGUUCAGUGGACCGGCCCCCUGUUGAAAAAGUUUGCUGACCCCUGCAUUAAAACAUUCACAGCAAAACAUCAAACAUUAAAAACUUACUCAUACAGGGAUGCCUUCAGAUGUCUUCUAAAAGUCAGGUUGCUUUUUUAUUUCCUUGACAUCUGAAGGGAGGGUGUUCCACAGGGCGGGCACCAUCACUGAGAAGGCCCUUUGCCUCACUUCUUGCAGGGAGGGAACUGCCAGAAGGCCCUCAGAGCUGGACCUCAGUGUCCAGGCUGAAUGAUGGGGGUGGAGACGCUCCUUCAGGUAUACAGGGCCGAAGCCUUUUAAGGCUUUAAAGGUCAGCACCAACACUUUGAACUGUGCUCAGAAACAUACUGGGAGCCAAUGUCAUUUUUCUUAUGCCUGUUGCAGAUCCUGGGCCAGAUCCUGGAAGCGUCUCUUGUGAACAACAACCCUAUUCCAAGGGAGCAUGUGGGGCCCCUCACCUGCGCUCUGGUUCGCCAGGUGAGAGGGGGGAAAUUUUGGAGCCAACCCAGGAGGCAGGUGGCAAUGGUGCUGUAAGAACAUAAUUUGAGGCUGCUGGAUCAGGCCAAUGGUCCAUCUAGUUCAGCAUCCUGCUCUCACAGUGGCCAAGCAUAUGCUCCGAUGGGAAACCCAAAAGCAGGAUCUGAGCGCAAGAGCAUGUUCCCUUCCUGCAGUUUCCAGCAAUUGACAUUCAGCAGCAUGGCUUCCUCCGAUUGUGGAGGCAGAGCAUAGUCACCAUGGCUGGUAGCCAUUGGUAGCCUUUCCCGCCAAUUUGUCUACUCUUUUAACGCUAUCUAGGUUGGUAGCCGUCACUUCCUCCUUUCGGAGUUCUAUAGCUGAACUACAUGCUGCAGGAGCAACAAAUCACUGAUAAAAUGCCAACAUCCUUCCUCCCCUUAGAUCUGCAGCAGGGGACAGAAAUGGCCGCCUCACCCGCAAUGCGAGGAGAACUUCAAAGAGAUCGCUCGCAUCUUCCUGCGCCUGGGUAUGGACAGAAAGAGGGGAGGCUCCCCAUCCCAGCUCGAACCAAGGGGAAGAGGGUGAAAAAUGGUGGUCACCCACCCCAUGGGCCCCUACACUUACUGGGAGCAUGGGAAGUCUAGCUCAACAUUCCCUACACUGACUGACAGCAGCAGCUCUUUGUGGGUUUCAGGCUGUAGACAUUCCGAGCCCUGGCUGGUGAUGCCAUUGGGGAUUGAACCAGGCAAAGCAGGUCCUCUAGCACUUAAGUUUCUAGUCCUCAUGGUUCCAGAUCAAGAGCUGAUUUGAAUAGGAACAGAGGAAGCUGCCUUAUUACCAAGUCAGCAUUAUCCACACUGACUGGCAGCAGCUCUCUGGGGUUUUCCAGAUAAGGAGUCUCUACCAGCCCAACUGGGGAUUGAACCUGUGACCUUCUGCAUGCAAGUCAGAUGCCCUGGCACUGAGCUACGGCUCCUUCUGCUCCCCCACAGCCCGUCUGCACCCCUCUGGGCUGAUGGGGGUCUUCCAGGGGAAGGUGGAGGAGCGCCAAGAAGACGUCUGUGCGGUGCUCCUGGCGUUGUUCUCUGAAAUUGUCAGUGCCCAGUGUAAGUAUCUGGAGAGGAAGGGGGUCUAGGCUCUUACAGCUGCCCCCCCCCCCUGUACCUUAGACCCCCAACUUCCCUCCCAGGGAAAGAGCAUCCUAAGAGUGUUAAGUGAGGAAGAGAGUUUCUGGCCCAAAUUUGCCCUCAGCCCUGACCUUGUGAGGGAGGCCAAGGCCCAACCCCUCUUCUCAUCUGCAACAGGAGGAACCUGAUAGUUCUGAUCACCCUUGCAGGGCUGUUGUGAAGAUUACUGAAGUGAUGUAAGGAACGUCCCUUGACAGGUGAAAGAGCUUUCUGCAGUAGGACAGCCUUUAAUGGAAGAACUGGUUAGAGCCAUUCCUUAAAACCCAUAAUUAUAAAUAAUAAUAAUAAUACAGUGGCACCUCAGGUUACAGACUCCGCUAACCCAGAAAUAGUACCUCGGGUUAAGAACUUUGCUUCAGGAUGAGAACAGAAAUUGUGCUCCGGCGGUGCAGCAGCAGCAGGAGGCCCCAUUAGCUGAAGUGGUGCUUCAGGUUAAGAACAGUUUCAGGUUAACAACAGACCUCCAGAAUGAAUUAAGUUCUUAACCCGAGGUACCACUGUAUUCUUUUUUCCAGCCCGGGACUCAAAGUAGCUUACACAAAUUAAAACAACACAGAUAAAAGGCUAAAAACAUAUAAAAGAUAACAUUUAAAAAUGAAUUAAAUUUUAAUAGAAUUAAAACAAUAUAAGAAAAAUGGAUCAAAAUGCAGGUAGUGAAAAUAAAGUGACCACUCUGAUGAAUUGGGGAGCGUGCCUGUUUUUUAAUGACAGUUACGCUUAACUUUAAAAAAUGAUAAGAAUAUCAUAAUAUUAUGAUAAUGGAUAAUAACAAAUUGAUGUGAACUGAUGGUUGCCUCUUGUUCUUGUUAAUACGUAAUGUCGUUUGUAUGCUGCCCUUCCUCAGUUCAAACCAUGCUCGAGGCGGCUUCCAACAUGGGAAAAAUACAUCAAUGCAACGUAAUAAAAGUAGUCAUAAGCUAUAACUGCAACAUUUAAAAAUACACAAGCAAACUGAGCAAUUUCCACAUAAAUCACAAGAGCUAAAAUAAAGAUAACAACAACACAAAAACAGUAACAACUCCCCGAGCAACAUUAUUUUUCCUCCAGGUAUUUAUUUGUUUGUUGCAUUUAUGGCCCAUCUUUUUCUGCAAUGAUCUCAGAGGGACUUACUGUACAUGGUUUCCCCCCCUUCCUCAUUUGAUCCCCACAGCAACCCUGUGAGGUAGGCAAGGCUGAGAGGCAGGGCCUGGCCUCCAAGGUCACACCCAGUGAGUUUCAUGGCCGAGCAGAGAUUUGAACCCUGGUCUCCCUAGUCCUAGUCCAAUGCUUUAAACCACUACACCAUGCGCUCUCUCGCUCUCUCAUUGGACUCUGGCUCCCAGAAGUCCCACUAUGGCCAAUGGUCAGGGAGGAUGAUGAAGGGGGCUGGGCUAAGCCUUACCCGCCUUUCUCUUCCAGUGCCUGAGCUCUGGAGCAGGAGGCAGCUGUGCGUGAGGGUAGUCAAGGCCGCUCUGGGGGACGACAGCACCAGGGUGAGAAGGAGAAGGGAUUUGGGACGGCCAGCAGCAGGCCCAGGGACUCAGUCCUCCAGGUUGCUGUUGAGUCGUGUGCCCUGGGUGGGACAGGGGCCCCAAACACUUUUAAGUGCCUCGUGGUGCCCCUCUCGGGUGGCAUGGGACAUUGUCUUUCCUCGCCCGCUCUGGCUCUCAGGUCCGCCUGGCCACGCUCCAGGCCAUUGGGAGGCUGCUGCGCACCAGCUACCUGGAGAGAAUCGAAGGCUGGCCUCUGAACUACAUCUCCCUGCAGAUGGCUGUGUCUGCCCACCAGCUGGUGAGAGCGCCCAGGGGCCUUGCCCUGCCCUUAAGUGGCCUGGAUAUUUCAGGUCAGGGGGUGGGGUGGGGGCCAUCUCAGGAGCCUGUUCCUCUUUCAGACGCACCCCACACUGAGCCUCCCCUUGGGCGGCUUGGAGGAGAAGGCCAUUGGAAUUGCCAGCGCAGAGGUCCUCCACAUCGCUGUGGCUUCAGGAAGGGGCACCAGCCAGGUCAGAGACCCCUUGAAUUCGAGAAUCGAACGAUGGCAGGGGAGAUGGGGUUUCUAGUUCGUUCUCUCUCACACGUUUUAUUGCGUUCAAGAUCAUAAUCAUUGGGGGAAGUAAAUUAAACCGUUCACAUUCCUCAGUGUGUGUGUUCUGAAUCUAUAGUGUUAAUACGAGCCACUGGGGGUUUGCAUAAUACGCUCUUGUUGGUAAUGAAAGUUAUAAAAGGGAACCACACUAUGCCAGAACAAUGUUGUUUGGCCAAACCCGGACAGCCCUGCUGUGGUGAAUUAGAUAUUCCAAAAAUGCCGUUCUUCCAGAGAAGAAUGGCAGAUCAAGUUGAUGGAUUAUGCCAAAAUGUCUAAAAUGACCAGAAGACUCGGAAAUCAAGAAGACCAAAAUUUUAAUACGGAAUGGGGAUUGGAAUAUCACUUGUAGUUUAAUGGUGAAUUUUGGACACAAUGGAGAGGUAAAAGAUUUGGAUUAUCAUAAAAGAUGCAGGAGGAAAUGAUUAACAAUAGGACCCACAAAGGGGAGGUGAUCCCUAGGCUCAGUGGUUUAGACCAGAGCACCACCCGUGUCCAUAUAUAUAUAUAUAUAUAUAUAUAUAUAUAUAUUUCAAAAAAUGAAAUUUCCCGUACCCUUUCUAACCAUCUGGUUAAAGUCCAGCAUCUGGAAGGUACCAUAUUGGCUACCCCUGGCUAAGAGAUCUGAUCCAGAACCUUUUGUCCACUUAGCCUUGCAACACGUAGAGCAAAAGGGUGCCUCUGAGCAUGUACUGACUGAGAAAUUUGCCCCUUACAUGUGCAGGGCAGGGAAGUGAUGUUGAGGUAUGGAGGUGAAUGACUGGGGCUUUAAGGAGAAAUGGGCUCUGUAGGGCCAGGGAGGCCACUGGCUCCAAGCGCUGAACCCUCCCUCCUCUUCCUGGCAGGAAUUGUGGACCAAGUUGCUGAGCUACCUCAUGCAGCCCCCCUACAUGGCUUUAGUCACCCCCCUCUGCCACGCCUUGAGACUGCUGGCAGAGCAGCGACUACGUCGGGUGGGCCACAAGCAGAAUGGCCUGGGGACAGGUGGGUGCCACCAUGCCCGAUACUCGCCCCUCCAAGGCGGGCAGCACAGGAGUGGGGGAGCAGAAUAUGCAUUGGGAGGCUGAGUUUGGUCAGAAUCAAGUAUACAAUUCCAGAGUUAACACUAAAUACAAAACCUCUGGUAAAUAAGCCAUCAUAGCUGCUAAAGGACCUUGAAAAUUUGUGUCCCAGGCUUUUUAGACUCGUCUACCCAUGUACCACCUGAAACGAAUGGGGCACAAUUGUUGCCAGAUGUGGAAUAUUUUGGCAUUAUUUGGCAUUAUUUUCAGCUCUCCUACCCCACUACAGGCAGCCCCCAAAUGCCUCUCCAAUCCCAUUGAUUUAGGGAUGCAGAUGAAGUUGUCUCAGGGUCCUCUGCCAGUCUGCAGGAGAUUUUGGGGUAGACAGGAUGAGAAGGGCCAUAGCUCAGUGCAGAGAAGCUCCUUGGCAGGCAGAAGGCCCCAGCUUCAGUCCCAAGUGUCCCCCGGCUGAGCUGGGAAAGGCUCAUGCCUGAAACCCACUGCCAGAUGGAUCAACUCUCUAUCUCCCUAAGGGCAGCUUCUUACUAUGUUCCUAUUUACACCAGCCCUCACUUCCCUCCCCCUUGUUCUCUUCCUCUCUCCCCUUUCCAGGGGGUUUACCAACUCCACAAGAAUUGAUGGCGCAGCUCCUGGUAAGUGAUGUGGGUAACUGGGGAGGGGUGGGGAGUGGUUCAGGCUUCUAGCAGUUUCUGAAAGUGGGCUGCCUCAUUGCUAGACUCUUGGAGGAAACUGGACCCGAACUCACAUAUGCUUCCUAAGAAACAAGGUUGGGGGAGGCCCAGUUCAGUGGCAGAGCACCUGCCCGGCAUGCAGAAGGGCCCCGUUGCAAUCCCCACCGGCAUCUCCAGCUAGGGCUGCGAGAGACCCCCUUUCCCUGCCUAAAACCCUUCAGAGACAUUGCUGCGAGUUGGUGUGUAGUGUUGUAAACAAAAUCUGCCCUUUUUCCCUUAUGGGGUAUCCAAGAGCCCGUAUAGAGUCCUUACGUGGGUUCCCUAUUGGUAGGAGAAAAUAACAGAGGCCAACCAGAGAAUAUUGAGAAGCAAAGCAGCUAGUAAGCCUGAUCUUUAUUAAAGCUGUUGCAACAGGGUGCUCCCCUCACAUACAGGAGGACAGAGGAGGACCCAGAACAAAGGUGUGUCCGCCCUUAUAUAGACAUUUUAAAUUGCCCACCCCGGAGUCCAAGACCCCCAGAAACAUCAUACAUACAUCACAGAAGAGGUUGUCUACAACAGAAAUCUGAGUGCGUUGUUUAUCUCCUGUCUGGCAGGUUACCUGCUAAUGGUCACUUGAUUAGAUUACCUGGGGAGCCUGGCCAGUCUUUUGUAAUGAUAAAUACUUAGUUCCUGAGCCAGGUCACAGGCUCACCCUAUUCAUACACAGACAUACCCGUAAGACAGGAUUUGUGAACGAAAAGACAAUGGGGAGGCUGUUCCAUUUUCCUUCAACCUUGCAGAGAAAUAUUUGAGGUCAAUUUGGAAGGGACAAAAUGGUUUCAGGACUUUUUCUGUGGGGUUUCAGACAUGUGGUUUAUAUAUGCAGUUAUGGACAUUUAUCAUAUAAUUCUUAUAAUAGUAGAAAAUAGAGAGUUAGCUGAAACAGGUGACUUGUUUAAAAAUAAGUAAAUAAAGCCUCCCUACCAGUCUGUGUUGGGUGUGGAUUUAGGCUGGUGAGCAUGGGGCCCCAGUGGCCUCCAGACUCCAGAAGGCCACAGAGGUGGAAGCAGCCUGACCUGGGUGAACCACCUUCCUGACCUGGAGACCCUUGCUCUCCUCCUCUGCAGGCCCUUGCUGUCUCCCCCUUGGAAGGGACUGGCCGAGGAGCUGCCGUGCUGCUCCUGAUGAACGCCCUACGCCCAGAGGCCUACAGGGAUGUGGGGGAGCACUGGUGGGUGGAGAUACCUGCCCUGGUCCGCUACCUGGAAGGUGAGAUGAGAGGAAAAACCAACCCUCCCCUCCCCUGCCCUGCCCUGCCGAGCUCAGCUGACACACCUGUGUGUGCAGAGGGUCAAUUUUUGCCAAGAGUUGCUGGCGGACGACCCCUCCUCUAGGAUGGUGUCUGACCAAGCCAGCAACUCCACAUCUGCCACCAGGCCUGAGCCUGGAAUCUCCUGACUCUUCCCCUAAAAAAGAAGAAGAAAACAAAACAAAAAAGCCUUGGGGGGGGGAAAUAUAUAAAUUAUUUCUUUGCUUAUAUAUAUUUAUAUACUGCAUUUAUGGGUUGCAUUUAUUGGUUUAUAUAUUUUUUAUUUUAUCUGCAGACGCAAUAAACAUAAAAACAAACAAAUCAUCAAGCUAAAAAUAACAAUAGGAACAGUCAUAAGAACAAGAGGAAUAAAAACACAAGAUAGCAGAACCAGAAAACAAUAAUAGAAAGCUUUAAAAAAGGAAUGAGUAGCAUUUGGCCACCUUCACAUAUAUUUGGCAUGUUUUGAAUAAAUAUGAGCCUUGUAUUCCACUAUGGAAUGCAUUUUAUGCAAUUUGUUGCAUUUAUAUCCCACUUUUUUCUCCAAGGAACUCAAGGUGGCACAUGUGGGUUCUGACCCACUCCUCAUGUAAUCCCCACAACAAGCGUGUGAGUUAGGUUAAGGUGAGAGGCAGUGGCUGGCACCCAAGGCCCCCAUUGAACUUCAUGGCUGAGUAAGGAUUCGAAUCCUGGUCUAUCCCAGAUCCUAAUCCAACACUCUAAACAUGACACCAUUCUGGCUCUCUCCCCAGAACAGUGCUGGGGAGGCCCCACCCAGCCACCCACUAUCUAGAUCUGCUCAAUUGCAGAUGAAUCCUUAGAGGUCUAAUCUGGCAAUAAGCAGCAUCAAAAUUCACACGCAAUAAUAACAACAGUAACCAAUUCACUUGGCCAGGGAAAUACUGUUAGUGAGUCAGAGUAACGCCUGGCAGCAGGAGUCCUACAGAGUUCUUCCCCCCUCUGAAAGUAUGCCUAAAUUGGCACAGUUGAUGCAGAUCUGUGACAUGGCCCUAUCGCAAGAGUGGUUCAGGUGCCAGCCGCAACCCCAGUCUGGCAGUGGUUUCUAUAUGUUACUGAGUGGCACCUUGUUUUUAUGAUUGUGGGUUAUCUAUGGGUGUGACUCUGGCCGAUCUCCAGCCUAUGCCAGAAUCACCCAGCCCUCCUUGUCUUCCCCAAAAGGAGCACUGACUCCACUCCCCAGUGGCACCCCCUGCCUCAAGCCCUGGAGAGCUGCUGCCAGCCUGGAUAGGCAGCACUGGGCUGGCUAGUCUGAUUCUGUCUAAUGCUGCUCCUCUCCCAAAGGCCACAGCAAGUACACGCUGGAGCCCGCAGCCUGGGAAGCCAAACUCUUGGAGGUAACGCCAGUGGGGCGAGCAAACGCACUGUUCCUGUGGCACUGCUGACCCUCCUCGGUGACCCCUGUUUCCACCGGUGCCUCCUCAGUUCCUGCAGAAGUCCUUACGGAGGAGCGAAGCGGGAGGCUGGAACCUGGUGCUGGGGAAGGAACUCGCCAAGCAGCUGAACACCUACCACAACUCCUCUGCGGAGAAAGUCAGUGCUUUUCCCCUGCCCCCUCCCCCCACAAAUACCGAGUAUCUCCCCAUCCAGCUGUGCACAAUGAAUGCCCAGCCCCUCACCUUCCUAUGAACAGCUGGGCUGGAGCAUUUGCCAAAGGGGUGGGGGAGGAAUUUGAUCUGGUUCACCUGCAAAGCCAAAGCACUUUGUGAAGCAAUUCACAAAUCGAAACGCAUGCCCAUUCUUCGAAAGUUGCGCUUCUCUGAAUUUUGCAGUGCGGUUCUACACCCAUGUGUCCGGAAAUGCAUAGCUAUUGACAGCCCUCUCCUCUGUGCAUUUCUCCAGUCUAACCUAGUAAAGGUAAAGGGCCCCCUGACCAUUAGGUCCAGUCGUGACCGACUCUGGGAUUGCGGCGCUCAUCUCGCUUUAUUGGCCAAGGGAGCCGGCGUUCAGCUUCUGGGUCAUGUGGCCAGCAUGACUAAGCCGCUUCUGGCGAACCAGAGCAGCGCACGGAAACGCCGUUUACCUUCCCACUGGAGCGGUACCUAUUUAUCUACUUGCACUUUGACGUGCUUUCGAACUGCUAGGUUGGCGGGAGCAGGGACCGAGCAACGGGAGCUCACCCUGUGGCGGGGAUUUGAACCGCCAACCUUCUGAUCGGCAAGUCCUAGACUCUGUGGUUUAACCCACAGUGCCACCCGCUUCUAACCUAGUCUAACCUAGAUGGCUUUAAAAGAGUAUUAGGCAAAUGCUUGAAGGAGACGGCUAUUGGUACUUCUUAGCCUUGAUAGCUAUGCUCUGCAUCCAUGGUCAGAGGCAGCGAUGCUUCUGAAUGCCAGUAGAGGAGAGGGUUGCUGUUGCACUCAGGUCCUGCUUGCAAGUUUCCCACUGGUGUGUGUGGGUGGCCACGAUGUGAAGAGGAUGCUAGUCUAAGAUGGGCCCCCUUUGGCCCAGCUGCAGGUCCUUCUAAUAUACUAGAGGUAAAUUGUGCCUAAGGUCUUAGCCGCAGUGGGUGAUACACCUUGGUUGUGCAUGUAUGUGUCUGCUAUGUCGUUGGCUGGCUGGGGUCUGUGCUGCUCAGCUUGCCACCACCCUCCCUCUCCCCUCUAGGGCUUCCUCUACAAGGCCUUGGGGAUGGCGCUGUCUGCCGCAGGGGACGCGGAUGGGGUGGCGCAGACACUUCUGGAUCUGCUGCUGCACACAGAUUACACGGAGGAAGCCCAGCGAAAGGCAAGCCCUGCUACUUGGGGGCGGGAGGGGGGCGGUGUAUGCCCUCCAUUAACCUGCUCCCCACCCCCACCAAAUGUACCCAAAUUUGGCACAACGGUUCCAGAGAUCAAGCUGUGACUCCUGCCUUGCAGGGGUUUGGACUUGACGAUCCUCGGGGUGUCAGGGGCUCAGUCUACACUCGAGUAGGACCCUGGUAGAGACACAUGCCCGACUGGCAUGUUCCCUCCCUCCUGGUCAAUUGUUUGGGAGCUUCAAAAGCUUUCUUCAGCCCGAACAUCACAGCGACCGAUGCCAACAGACACCCGCACACUUAGGGAACCACAGAGUCUUCCCAGCUUGUGUAACAGACCUCAGCAACUCAGCAUUUUGGCUAAUCUACUUUAUUUACAUAUAAACACAUGGAGCACUGCAACAUGGCUCCCUCCCUCUCUAGCAUCAGACAGCAAAGAGAAAAAGAACAAAGGACAAUAGUCCCACUUCACGGAACACAGUAACACAAACAUCCUGUCUCUGUCACUUCCCACUCUGUGGAGUCAAAACAUAUACCAUCAUGUGAAAGACAAAAAUCCCAUGACUGCAAUCAUGGAGCAGGAAUUCUAACACGGGGAUCCCUUCCAACUCUACAAUUCUAUGGUUCCGGGAACUUGGCGGUUAGUGGACUCUCCUUCACUGGAGGUUGGAUGCCUGUGGGUUAUGGAUUCUUCCUGAAAUGCAGGAAUCACAUCUAAAUAAAACCCCACAGGUGAGCAUCUGAGCUCUGCUGAAAAGCCUGCAAUGAAGGAUAGCCCACCACCUUUUGAGGGAGUCCGUUCCAUAGUCGAACAGCUCUUACCCUCAGUAAGUUCUUCCUGAUGUUUAAUCAGAAUAUCCCUUCUUGUCAUUUGAAUCCAUUGGUUCAGGUCCUCCCCUCUGGAGCAGCAGAAAACAGGCUGGCUCCAUCUUCCACGGGACAGCCCUUCAGGUAUUUUGAGACUGGCUCUCAUAUUACCUGUCGGUCUUCUGUUCUCCAUGCUAAACAUACCCCGAGAUCAUGGAGCAGGUUUUUGUUUGUAUUCUGAGACAAUUGGAUGCUGCUCUGAAUCAAGACGGUGGGCUGAACCUUUCAAAAUUACACUGAUUUUAACCAAAUUUGAUAGGAAUGUAUAUUCUGCUUUACCUGACAACCUGAACAUGAAAAUGCAUAGUUUGUUUUUUCACCAAGGGACUAAAAAAUUAAGUCAUCCCUCUAUGUAUCUUUUUGGUUUCUUCGUAUUCCAGAGAAAUGCUCGGUGCAUAAUGUUAGGGGAAGUUUUUAAAAAUGUGAAUCUUAUGCAAAAUUGUACAUUAGGAGAAUUGGGUGAUGCAUCUUCAUAAGGACUUAAAAACAAUCUCAAAGUUAUGCAGAAAUAUGGAGAAAGGAACCUUAAGAUUGGAAAAUUGAGCAACUGAGAAAUACAAAAAUUGACUGAUUCACCCAUCCCUAUUUAAGGCUAAGUAGGGGCUGCACCCCUGCUUGCUCCUACUUCCCUUAGGCCUCACCAACCCGCAUUACAGCUCACCUACCAACUAGCAUCAUCAGUGUGAGGUGGCCAGCAGCAGCAGAGCAGAAUAGUUGCUGGGGAGCUGCCCUAGCCUGUCCUGACUGGUCCUCUGUUUGAACUGCCAGUCUGUCCUCUCACUUGUCUGCCUGGGGCAUGUGCCUGAUAACACACAGGGGAGGCCCAGCCACUUGCCUGCCAGCCUCCACCUCCACUUUCCUCCUCCUUGCUCUCUGACCAUUGUCACAAUGGCCCAGCUUGUUGUCAUGCUGUAGUUUGUAGUGCCACCUGUUGGCCAGCAUGAGAAUUGCAGCACGAUGACGUUCUUUCAUUUUUAUUAUAUUUAAGAGAUAAACUUGAAGUGUAGAUAGACCCGGAGGAAGAAGAUGGAAAAGCGGGUGGACUGGAUCCUGUGGGAGGGAGUCCGGAUUUUUCUGGAAGCUGGUUACAGCCUAGGGUCAUUCCUUCUCACCCGCAGGGGGUUUGCUGGUGUGUGGUCUAUUGCGCUGAGGGACAGCUGACGGCUGUGCUCCAGACCCUGAGUCGCUUUGAGGAGGUGAUCUCCGAGGGGGAGGAUUCAGCUUACCAUCACUUUGGCCAGGUUCAGACUUCCCUGCUUUCCCCCUUUUCUUUCUUCCCUCUCUCCCCCAGCGGCUGUGGAGUUGGGGAGGCUUGAGAGCAGAAUUUACCAUUUCCAGGGCCAUAGCUGAGUUUCAGAGCGAGUGACUGAAACUCUCAUCAGAAGAGUCUUCUGCUCCCGCUUAUGGAGGCAAAUGGGAGCCCUGGGAGACAAGACGGCUUUGCCACGAAUGCGAAUCUUCCUCCUCAACCAUAGAGCUUGCCGGAGCCAGGGAGAAGCAGCGUGAAGAGUGCCCUCCUCCUGCUUUAUGGCAGCAUGGCGGUCCGUGCCCCCCAGGAACAGCUUCUGCCUCUGCUGGCGAACGAGAUUGUGCCACGGAUCCUGCGCCAUUACACAUCUAGCGGCCCAGAGUUGACUUACUUUACGGUGAGUCUUCUCCACCACAAAUGGAGGGGAGCAGGGAUAAGGAUUGGGGCCAGAGUAUGGGCAGGAGGGGUAGAGGGGCAGCUGGGAGGGAGCUAACUAGAAAGAGGGCAGGAGCCCGUAGGGAGGGGAUGCCCGUAGGGAGCCUCGCAUAGCUUGUGGCUCACAUGUGGGUCAGCACGUUGAAAUCCCACCCAGCCACUCAACAGGGUGACCCUGGGCAAAGUACUUUUUCUCUGUGCUUAAUCUAUCUCGCAGGGUUGUUGUGGAAGCAAAAGCGGGUGGCUACCACUUUCAGGGCUGCAGUCAUGGAGAUAGUCUAGAUGCAACAUGUCGGCCUUCCCCAACCUGGUGCCCACUGGGUGCAGUAGGGGCCUUGUGGGAAUUGUGUUCCCAAACACCUGAAGGGUACAACAUUGGAGAAGGUGGCAGUGGGUGCUAAUAAAUGAAAAAGGAGGAGGUGGGAAGCAGGUGCUCUCUGGAUCUCUCAACUUCCCGUCAUUGGCCAGGAAUUGUCAGUGAAGGGACAGAGGGACAUAGCCCAAGAGGAAGGAAACAGAAUGGGGGCCAUUCUGACAGCUGUCCUUUCUGUCUUGCAGGAACUGGGCUGCCCCACUGGGCGAAAAAAGGUACCUACUUGAUACACACAGGUUGUGGGGCUGGCUGGGAGUUGUUUAACUAGCUUUCCUUUUUCAGCGAAAGGACCAUCGUAGCUCAGAGUCAGAGCACCUGCCCUGCAUGCAGAAGGUCCCAGGUUCAGUCCCUGUCAGCAUCUCCAGGCAGGUCUGAGAUUCUCCCCUGCCUGAAACCCUGGAGAGCUGCUGCCAGUCAGUGCAGACGACACAGACCUUGAUGGUUGUCAGGAGUAGGUCAGCAAUAAUUUGCAUGAUGUCCGUGAAGUUAACUCUUUAUUCAAAGCAACAAGACAGCUCAGGCCUAGUGAGCACAUCAACUUUUCCUGGUAGAGCUUGCCCCAAGGAGGCAGUUGUGAGGACUGAAGGUCCCCACCUUCCCACAGCUGCCUAAGUUCUUUCCAAGCAAUCGGAGGCUUUAUUGUCUUGCCUGUAUUUCCUCCACCCUCUUCAUACCUCUUCUGGUUCUGGGGAACCAGUGGGGAGGGGAGCUGGUCACAGCAGGAGGGGGAGACUCCCUGGCUUCUUCAGCAGCCUGCCUCCACUCUUGGGCCUCCUCCUCUCCAGCCUCUGCUUCUGCCUCUGCCUCUGGACUGCUCUCUGCCACAGCCUCUUCCUGCUCACUAAACCCUGUUACCUCCUCCGCUCCUGACACCUCCUUCUCCUAUUCUGCUCCCUCUGACCACUCAUUGCUGUCUCACCACCAAUCCCCUGGCUCUGAGCCUUCUUCCUCUGGGGGUUCCCCAGCCAGCGCCUCCCACCAUUGUCUCCUCCACAUCCAACCAGUCCACCACAAUGGUUCUGACUGGGUAUGAGUCAGCUUCCCAUAUACUACAGCUCAAGUCAUAAAGAAUCUGCAGGAGGUCCUAGGUUCAAUCCCCAACAAUGUCUCCUGGCGGGGCUGUCACCUUUCUGAAACCCUGGAUAGUUGCUGCCAAUCAUGGUUCAGCAAUACUGAGCCAGAUGGGCUCCGAUACCCCAUGUUCCUUUUCUGAGAUGGGAGCGGUGGGGUUAGAAGCCAGGAGAGAAAGCAUAAAUCCAGUAUAUGCUCCUUUUGAUCGCUGUUCUGGGAGUACAUGAUGACAAGGGUGUGAUGGAUGGAAUGAAACACUCCACAGGACAAAGGAGUCUUUAUUAGCAAGGCUGUGAGAGACUGCCCUCCAUUCAGAGCUUCCCCAUAACCUCACCAAGGAAAGGUAUGUAUGUAUAUAUGUAUGUCUUUCUUUUUCCUUGUGGAGCCAGCCUCCUUCCUACUCUUUCCCAUCCCUCCCAGGGAGCCACGGAUGCUGAGCUGGCCCUGAGCUUCUCCCAGUGUGUGUCUGAGAUCAGCCUUUCGAUCCUGAGCAAAGGCGAUGCCCCGACCUUCUGCCUGCCCCAAAAACGCCUCCUGCUUGACCACCUCGUAGUGAGUUCCUUUUGUCUGCGCUUAGGCGAAGCCAUUGGAAAGGGUUAAUAAAGUGUGUUUUUUAAAAAUUCUGGUUGGGUGGUCAAUAGCUCAUGCCCUGAAGAGCUGCUGGUGGGAAGAAUCAUAGAAUUGUGGAGUUGGAAGGGACCCCAAGGGUCAUCCAGUCCAACCCCCGGCAAUGCAGGAAUCUCAGCUAAAGCAUCCAUGACAGAUGGCCGUGAAUGAUGUCAAAUUUUCACUUGCCCUGGUCACCCAUCAGGUCUGCCCUGGAAGGUGAGUGACAGCCUAAGGUGUGCUGGCCAAAGGAUAGCAACUUUUGGGGAGGAUCCUUUAGAAGGAUUCAAGCCAAGGUCUUGACUUUCUUCCUGACCAAGGUUCAUUGCCCAUGCCAUACACUUCCCUUGCACGCCAUUUGUUCCAGGACAUCAUCAAAGCAGAGCCCCUCGACGCCCUUGUAUCCCCUGUCCGCCAGCAAGUGAUGGUUGCCCUCCGGCACUUGAGGUGAGUACCCCAUUUCCAGCACCCCUUCUUUUUAUGGGGUGUCCAUCCAUCUGAGCCACUUUCAAGCUCUGAUUUCAAAGCCCAAGUUUAGUUCUGGAACCCCAAGCGCCUCUGAACAUACACAGAGUGCCAUAUUACUGCAGACAGCCCUUGUUCAUCUUAAAAGAAUAUUUUGUUUUUCCAGGACAGGAUGUGACCCAGCCUCUUUCCACUGUUUAGUUUCUCUGCCUUUAAUGGUCUGCCCGCCUCUGGGAUGGGUUGUUCACAAAUGCAGCCCCCCAUUGGCUGCUGCAGGCAUCAGCUGGCAAACUUUUUGUGUGGGAAUCUACCCUUGGGUCACCCAGAUCUGGAGCCCUCAGCCACACUGGCUCCAGAACGCAUAGAAUUCUCGAGUUGGAAGGAAACCCCAAAGGUCAUCUAGUCCAACCCACUGCAAUACAGACUCAGGGAUGGUCAAAAAAGGGAAGUAGCAAAUACCUAUUUGGUGGUGAACCCUGACAACCUUCCUCCUCUCCCUUCAGCCACGUGCCAGAGCAGCUGAGCCGGGAGGAGAACCAGGCACUGGCAGAGGCAGCCCUGAGCAGCGUCUUCACUCUUCCUCCUUUGGGGCUGGCAGAGGAUGCAGGCCAGGUGUGUAUGUGUGUUGGGAUGGGGCUGGUUGUUUGGGAGCUGAUUGCCUGCUGAAAGAGGAGCACUCCAGGGGCUGCAAAUGUUCCUCAUAAAUCUUUUUGAGGCUUUAGUACCCUCAAGUGGUAUUUCAAUUUUGUUAAAUAAAAAAAAACAACAGCAUUCUGCUCCUUCUGCACCACUAGGCACUGCUGCCUUCCAGCGCUCAAGCACUGCAUACGGGUGCCCUGAUAUCCCUGUCGGAACUGGUGGAGACUCUGCUGGAAGAAGAGGUGGUGAGGGUGGAGCAAAGGGAGAGUGCCAAUUUGCAGUGGUUCCAACAGGCCUUCCAGGUGAGCAGGGCGGGAGGUAGCCUCUGCGUCAAGUUUCUAGCCCUCACUGCUAAAUCUGUCUUCUCCCUGCUGCUCUCCUUUUCCUCUCCUCCCACAUUUUGCUCCCAAGCCAGAAGGAGGGCAAAGUAGAUGUCACAGGAGUGUACAGGUUCAAAGUUGGAGAUAAUUCUUUAUUAGCAAAAACAUGAUCUCCCCAGACUUGGUGGAGUGUUAUACAUAAAGAGCAGAGCAGUUCAUUCCCAGCAGUCUUACUCGAUGAAAAUCAGUCACCAGGACUGAAAAUCCCCACCUCUUCCCUACCAUCUAAGUCCCCUCCUCUUCAGGAUUUUCCCCAAGCAAUCUGAGACGGCGCCUGCAUGAAGCUAACUUCUCCUCUGCCCUCUUCAUGCCUCUUAUGGUUCUGGGAGACAAGAGGGAAGGGGAGCUGGUCACAGCAGGAGGGGGAGACACCUGUGACUCCUCUCUGCCUCUUGGCCUCCCUCCUCUCCUGCUUCAGCUUCUGCCUCUGAGUCUGUACUUCUCUCUGCCACAGACUCUCCCUGCUCACUAAACCCUGUUACCUCUUCGGCUUCCGACACCUUCACUUCCCAGUCUUCUCCCUCUGACCACUCAUUGUUGCCCCACCACCACUCCCCUGACUCUGAGCCUUCUUCCCUUGGGGGUUCCCCAGCUGGUUCCUUCCACCACUCCUCUGUGUCCAACCAGUCCAUGACAGUGGGGCUCUUGAGAAGCCAGAGCUGUGUGUAUUUACCCAUUUAUUUGCAUCACCCCACUUCUCCAUUAAGCUUCCGUUCAGAGCAAAGCAACGUACAACAAAAGAUCAAAAACAACAGAGGCUCAGGCAGAAUACAACACAUUCUGAGGGGAGAUAGAGAGACUCAGUUGGAUUAGAUCAGCUAAAGCUCUCUUGAGAAGAGAAAAUAUCACUUUUGGGGGCUUUCUUGAUCUCCGGAAGCAAAGGCAUUGAGUGAAUGUUUGCUGGAAGUGGGUUUCACAAAUGCGGGGCCAACACCAAGCAGGCCCCAUCUGGAAUGAUGAACUACUACACCCUGCAAGGGCCAAGAGCACUGCCCCCCAAUCUUGAAUCCAGCUCUGCUAGCAGGACAUUCUCUAGACAUGCACCACCCUCCAACUCGCUCUGUGGGGUUUCUGGGAGGGAGAAGCCUUGCCCGCAGUUAACCAGCAUGGCUUCUGUGUUGCCAGGGCAAAGGCGGGCUGGUUCAGGCCAGGGGCUGAUUGUUCCUCCCCCUCUCCUCCAUUUCCCCCGCAGCUCCUGGGGUACUGGAUGGUGUCGGAGCAGGAAUGGGAGCGUGCCCGGGCUUUGCAGCUUGGGGUGCACUUGCUUCGGGCCCAUUGCCAGAAGACCAGCGCUUCCGUGAGUAAGGCCAUACUCAGAUGGAUCAAUGGUCUCACUUGAUAUAAGGCAGCUUCUGAUGCUCCUACUUAACUGUCCUUGAUUCCAAACCAUGAGGACUAGAAUCUUAUUUUGGGUAAGGGUCAUAGCUCAGAUUUGCCUUGCAUACACAAGGUCCCAGGUUCAAUCCCUGGCGUCUCCAAGUAAGGCAGGGAACAUCCCCAGCCUGAAACUCUGGACAGACACUGCUGCCAGUCAGUGGAGACAGUACUGAGCAAGAUCAGUCAAUGGUUUGACUCAGCAUAAGGCAGCUUCCUGUGUUCCUAAAAAAAUUACCAGUCCAAAGGUUGCUUCUUCUUAAAAGCCUGGCCUGGGUUCCUAGUUCAUUCAGAAUAUUGAGGACCAGAAUCUUGCUUUAUUCCUAGGGGCAGAGUCUUAGCUGCCAGUCAGUGUGGACAAUGCAGACAAAUGGCCUGAACUGGUAUAUGGCAGCUUCCUCUCUCCCUCUUUUUGCACAGCCACGGAUCCCCCCGGAGCAAUUCAGCCGCCUGGCUGGGGCGCUGGGGCCUUUCACCUGUGACGUGCUGGGCAGCAUCCGGCAGGGUGCCGUCGACUGCAUCAGGGUCUUGCUAAGCACCCAAGGUGAGCUUGUCUAGCCCCUUUCGCAAUGUAGGUCUUCCUUACUUGGGAGGAACUCCCCUCUCCAUCCUCAUCUGGAGAGCUGCUGCCAAUUGGUGCAGACAAUAUUGGGCUACAGGGACCCGUGUGCUAAUUCACUAUUUAUUUAAUCGUUCAAUUAAUUAACAUACCACCUUUAUCUUCCAAAAAUCUCAAGGUGGCGUACAUGGUUCUCCUCCUCCCCAUUUCACCCUCACAACAACCCUGUGAGGUAGGCUAGGCUAAGAGGUGGUGACUGGCCCCCAAGGUCACACCCAAGUGAGCUUCACAACUGAGUGAGGAUGCUGCUGUGCCCAGAUCCCAUUUGCGGGCUUCCCAUUAGGGAAUCUAGUUGAUCACUGUGAGAACAGGAUGCCAGAUGGUACAGAAGGCAUAGAAUUAUAGUGUUGGAAGGGGUUCUCCAAGGGUCAUCAACUCCCUGCAAGCCAGGAAUCACAGCUCAAGAAUCCCCUGACAGAGGACCACCCAACCUCUGCUUCAAAACCUCCAAUGAAGGAGAGUCCGUCAGCUUCCGAGGGUGUCCAUCCCAUGGUCAAGUGGCUCUUGUCAUCAGAGAGUUCUUUCUGAUGUUGAGUCGGAAUCUCCCUUCUUGGGUAUCUCCUGCAGGCACCCAAAGGCCAAGGGGCCGCUUGGUGGCCUGGCAGCUCCACUGCAUCCAACGCAAGCUCCGGAGCGAGAGCAGCCCCCGGGAGGUGCGCACGGCCUCUCUCCAGCUGGCGAAGGUAUUGUAGGGUGGGGACCUCAGGAGGAAGGUGCUUGGGAGAAGGUAUCAACCUGGAGAAUAGCACCCCUAGGCAGGAUUCAUCCUCCUGGGGUGGUGGAUCAUGUGGCAAUGGACACGUGCCUUGGCCCUGGGUGAUGCCAGUGCCAGCCAAGGGUUGCCACCUUUUAGGCAAGGCAGAAGUUCAACAGGUGCAGCUAAGAGGUUCAGUAAUGAGAAAAGCACCCGCUUUUCCCAUGUCUACCCAUUGUUGUGCUCUUAAAGCAGGCAUGGCCAAACUUGGCCCUCUAGCUGUUUUGGGACUACAACUCCCAUCAUCCCUAGCUAACAGGACCAGUGGUCAGGGAUGAUGGGAACUGUAGUCCCAAAACAGCUGGAGCGCCAAGUUUGGCCAUGUCUGCCUUAAAGCAAUGGGCAAAGCCAGAUAGGUAGCAGUCCUUUUGAAGAGCUGGAUCGACCCACCAACGUCCUGGUGUAAUAAACACUGGGAGCUGGGACUGGGAUCAGGAGUCCCAAAUCCAAGCCCUAACCCUUAACCACAAGGCCUAGGAGAGGUCUCCUGCAAGCUACGUGUAUCAGGCAAAAUGUGCAUACCAAAAAAGAAAACAUCUGCACUAACAAGCUGACAGAUUUUGUUUCUUUAUUGCAUGUAUAUCCCACCUUUUUCUCCAAGGAGCUCAAAGUGGCAUCCAUGGUUCACCCCCUCCUCAUUUAAUCCCCACAACAACCCUGUGAGGUAGGUUAGGCUGAGAGGCAGGGACUGCCCCCCCCCACAAGUCACACCAGGUGAACUUUCUCUCCCCAUGCUCUGUCCUCAUCUUCUGCCAGGCAGCCAUCCCAGUGAAACCCAGAGAAGGGCAGGUAGGCAGGCAAGACUCUGGCAGGGGACUUUUGGGAGUUGGGGGGGGGGAGAGAUCCUUCUUUUAACCCUACUCUCACCUCCAUGUAGGAUCCCAGGAGAUCCACUUGCAGGCACCUUGCUUGGUAAAUAUAGUGACAAAACUAUUUCAACCCUCUCAUACACCUAUCCCUACCUCCCACCCCCCAAAAUACCCCAGAACCUCCAUGACCCUAAGUUAGGUCACAGCACCUGCCCAAGGAAGGAGAGGGUGUGGCGAUGACAACCAAAGGUGGGGCGCAUCUGAGCACUUUCUCCCCACUACCUGCCUGCCCUGGCUCAGGUUGUCAGCCGCGCUCUGCCCCCGCAAGAGAUCCUGGCCUUCCUGCGCACUUUGCUGGAGCAGCUGAGAGCCGUGAGCCCCACCUGCGACCAGGCCGUCCUCCUGUGGUUUGAGGUGGUCGUGAAGGAGCAGAGGGCAGCCUUGAAGGACAAGGUAAGGGCCAGGUGAGGGAGGGACUUGACCAGCAGUUCCCAAAGUGGGAGGUAGCACCCCCCCGGGAGGCAGUGGGAUAACCUAGGGAGGUGCUAAGAGGCAAGUGGGUGGCAGGGGGCUGCUAGAGGUGUAAACAGCUAUCAGGCUAUCGCUGAGUCGUUCAUCGAUGUUGAUUUAAUUCAACAAAACAGUUUGAAAUGGGUUUUGAAUAAAUGUGCAAUUAAUCAAUACCGUUUUGGAUUUCAUUGUGUUAUUAUCUUCCACAGUGGGUGGCGCAAAAUGAUUUCCAUAAGGUAGGAUAGUGGGGUACUGGGGUACUGAGUUUAUGGAAUCAACCAAAAAGGUUUGGGAAACACUGGGUUAGACCUAAAGGGCUUUCAGAUUUUGUUGCACGAAAAUGUAUAAAAUAAAUGUAUAAAAUAAAGCCUGUAUUUGGUCCUGCACUUCCUAGAAUCCUACAAUUGUAGAGUUGGAAGGGACCCCAAGCGUCAUCUAGUCCAACCCCCUGCAAUGCAGGAAUCACAGCUAAAAAAUCCUGACAGAUGGCCAUCCAACCUCUGUUUUAAAAGUUCCAGUGAAGGAGAAUCCACCACUUUCCAGGGGCGUCUGUAUCACUUCAUUAUCAUUUUUCUCCCUAUGUCAGCUAUUGAGGCCAGUUUGAGAGCUGGAUUACCAAAGAGGUGAAUGAGACCCCACUUUAGGAGAGGGCUCUUGUGAUUAGUUCCAGCUUCUGGGCUUCUUAGAAGCCCAGUGAGAAAAGGAUGCUGGGUCUAGCAGACCCUUCUGAUGUUCUUGUGAGAUAAUCAGCCUCAUAUAACCAACAUACCAAAGUCUAAUUAACACAUGAAGGGGUUAAUGUCAUAGAAUAAGCUGUCCUGCCAGGCUUAUCUGUGUCCAUUUACUUUACAUUGGGAGGAAAUCGGUAAGCUAGCCUAUUGUUGCACCUUCAGUCUACCUGAGAAGCUCAGCCUGCGAAGAGGUUUUGAGCUGGUUGCUCCAGCUCAAACUGCAUGGCUCUCAGCAGCCAUUUUUGAGCUCCUAUACCGAUAAUUUAGGAACUUCCACCGCUUUGGAAGUAAACAAAGUUUUACUGCCUGUGCAACCUGUCUGACUGAUGUAUGGGAAAGCACAUGAACCUGACCUUUGGAGAGUUUGUAAAUAAACCAUUUUUAACUUACUAAACGUGUGAUCUAUUCCUAUGCUGGGGGAAGAGGGGACUAUUUUGGAACUCACUUGGAAAUACGUAUUUUUAAAAGUCUAACGGCCUAUAUUUCCAUGCUUUGCUUUGCUGCAUGUUUUGUGAUUUUAGAUCAGGCAUAGGCAAAGUCCAGCCCUCCAGAUGUUUGGGACUACAAUUCCCAUCAUCCUUAGCUAACAGGACCAGUGGUCAGGGAUGAUGGGAAUUGUAGUCCCAAAUAUCUGGAGGGCUGGACUUUGCCUAUGCCUGUUUUAGAUCUCUUCUGGGGUUCUCUCACCAAAGAGUACUUGCCGCAAACCUGGAUUUGGCAUCCAGGGAAUCCUCCUUUCCAUGUAUCUAUUCCUCCCCACACCUGAACCAACAUGUAUUAUGAUGCUGGACAUAAGAAGGCUUCUCUUAUGCUCCUAGAAAUGGCACCCCAAAUAUAUGAGGGUUACAGAGCUUCUUCCCCCCCCCCCCAACCUUGUCCUUUCUAGAUCCCCGACCUGGUGGCCGUCAUUUGCUCCUAUGUGCAGCAAUCAGAGGAUGCAACUCAGCGCCAUUCCCUGGCCCAGGCCGUCUGUGUACUGACGGAGUGCCACUGCAGGGCAGUCUGUGCCACCCUCCUUCAGCAGGCCCUCCUCCCAGACAGGUGAGUGCAAGACUCCCAGGGCUCAGAAGCAGGCGUCGGGAGUGUGCUCUGCUCUUUGAACUGGAACCCAAGCCCCCCAUGCCACCCCCACCCAAGAAAAGCCCUCCUCCUAAAACAACAGGGGGCGAUGGACUUCCGGUUAGAAGAUGGCACCUGAAGCAAGUCUCCUGUGAGCCUCAGCAGAGUGAGUAGGAGCUUUUAAAAAAUAAUAAGCGGAAAAGACACACUCCCGGAAAACAAGCUUAUAUCCCAGCCAGAUAAGGACUCCGGGAAUCGCCGGACAGCACUUUAAACAUCCUCCCUUCCUUUGAGGCUCUUCUAUGAAAAUUACUUUUUUAUUCAAAAUUAAAAUAAAACAUAUUAUCUAGAAACCCAUGAUGUUGGGUUGAAAUCACGACAGACGAGUGGUAGGUGUCAUAUGAGAGGCGUCUCUUAUCCUUAUUUUUCCCCCUUUUUUCCUCCCUCCCCCCUCCCCCCUCCCCCCACAGAACCCACGCACCCCCACCCCCUGACUUCCCUCAGUUCCAGUCUUUGAUUUCUCUAAAAAUGCUGUUUUCUGCAUGUUACACAGUUGUAUAGAUCCUCAAACUAUAAUUAUCAAUAAAAAGUUUGUGAAUGUUUAUUCAAAACCAGCCAAGGAGUCCAGUCCGCUUUGUUGCAUCUUCAAAUACUUUGUAAAGGGUUCCCAUUCACCUUUAAAGUCACAGUUAUCCUUGUCCCGUAGCUUAUAUGUCAGCCUUUGAGGCUCAAUCCUGCUGAAGCCAUCCAAAACUCCAUGAGGUUACUUAAAACUAUCUGAGGCUAAUUACAGUGCUCCGAGUUUCUUUCAGACAAAGCCCUCAAAUAUACGGAUGGGACAAAGUACCCCAAAUCUAGUCCGGGGAUGGUACUCACAACAGGGGGCACCUCUACACAGUAUUUUGUGGGCAUCUGUACUGGAAACCCAACCCUUGGCGCUGUUCCUGCAGAGUGGCGUUCUUUCUCUGAGUCCGCUCACCAUCUGUGCCAUUCCCCAGGGCAAGGAUGGAGCUCUUGGUGGCUGUAGCAACGUACAAGGAUAACAGCGAACCUGUCCUGAGGCAUCUGCUCAAUGUGGUGAGAGGGGAAGGAAGGGGCACCCCCAGCUACGUCAUGGUGAGGGCUCUGCUAAGCAUAAUUGUUGAAUGUGCAUUGAAAUGGAAAUUCUUUUUUAAAAAAUUUUAAAAAGUUUUUAUUGUUAAAAUAAUUCAGCAUUAAUACACACAUAUUGCGAACAUACAAACAUACAUUUCAUACAAUCCUUAAAAAUGUUCAAACAUACCUACACUCAAUCCCACAGAUAAUUCCUUUUCCCAUCACCAUCCACCACCCCUCACCCCACCUUUGUGUUAGACUUCCAAUCUACUCAAUUGCAAUUUCUUUCCACUUCUAUUGCUUUCUUUCACACACCUUUAACCUAAUUUCAUGCUUCUUUUUCUAUUACACAUUGUUAUCCAUCUUAUUUAGUAUUCCAGUAUUUAAAAUGGAACUUGUUUAUUCUAAUAGGAGUUCUGAUUUUUCAAUAUGGUUUUGCAAAUAUCCUUUAAAAUGGAAAUUCUAAUGGGCCUGUAUUGAAUACAGGCAACUCUCUGUGGGCUCGGGGGUUGGGCUCCAGGUCAUGGCAUGAAAUUGCGUCAAUCGUCAAUCCAUCCAUUGACAUUGGAGAGAGAUUGAGUUGAGAAAUAAGACCAAGGGUACAUAUUGAUAUAGGAAUGUACUAGAUAAAAUGUAAAGAAAUAUACAAUAAUAAGAGUACAUUCAUUUGUGGAAAAGGAAUAUAUAACGGGAUAGACAGGAAGUCCAAAGUGUUGGUACAUAUAUGAUUUUGGAAUAGUUUUUUGUCCUUGUUUCUUUUCUUUAGGUAUAUAAACUUUGUAUAUAAACUUUGUAUACAUGCUGAAAAUUAUAUUAUAAUAAGCCUUGUGACGCUAUAUGAUAAUGUUUACCGAUGUAACAUAAGAACGUUAAUAAAUAAAUAAAACUCAAAAAAGAAGGAAAAAAGAAAGAAAGAAAGAAAUUGUGUGAAAUCAGAAAUAAAAAAAUAAAGUUUUAUUUAAAAAGUUUUUGCAUUACUUAGAUAAAUAAAUAAAUAAAUAACCGUGUUCCAGGCUCUUGUGUCCCUCCGGGAGGGAGUCCUGGCUCUGGAGGACUGCACCAGCCAGCUCCCGCUGCUCUCAAAGCUGUGCCACGCUCUCUUGUGCCAACUCAGCAGCACGGACCUGAAAUCAGAGACGCCCGACCCUUCUUCUCUGAAAAGGAUGGCAUGCAGCAGAAUAGUACCGCUGGAGCCCCGCAGGUAAUGCCCGUCUUCCGUCAGUCCCAGGUGGCGUCUCUUUCCGCUGCCCUUCCCCACAAGUGCACUCUUUGUGGGACUUCCUGUGUAUUUCCCCCAGAAGCUGCUGUAAGUUAAGAAUGCUGCAGCGCGAUUGCUGACAGGAACAGAGCCUUGCUGAAAUGCAACACCUCUGCUUAAAGAGCUGCACUGGUUGCCAGUCUGCCGCUGGGCCAAGUUCAAGGUGUUCCUAGAAGCAUAGAAAGUCCUUAACCACUUGGGAGCAGUUUACCUGCAACAUCGCCUUACCUCACUUCUGCCCAAUCAAACGCUUCAGUCUGCAGAACUGGCACUGUGACGGGUGCCACAUAACCCCUGUUCUGUGUUUGUAAGAACUCCGUCUUUUAGUGUGGCAGCACUUACCCUUUGGAACUCCCUGCCUCUUGACACCAGGCAGGUGCCUUCUUCAGUGUAAUCUUUUCAAACCACUCUUGUUCAGACAAGCCUAACUAGACGUUCAGAAAGUCAAUGCGAGUUUUAUUCUCUUUUUAGUCCGUUUUAACUUUUCAAAACGGGACGCGGGUGGCGCUGUGGGUAAAACCUCAGCGCCUAGGACUUGCCGAUCGCAUGGUCGGCGGUUCGAAUCCCCGCGGCGGGGUGCGCUCCUGUCAUUCGGUCCCAGCGCCUGCCAACCUAGCAGUUCGAAAGCACCCCCGGGUGCAAGUAGAUAAAUAGGGACCGCUUACUAGCGGGAAGGUAAACGGCGCUUCCGUGUGCUGCGCUGGCUCGCCAGAUGCAGCUUGUCACGCUGGCCACGUGACCCGGAAGUGUCUGCGGACAGCGCUGGCUCCCGGCCUAUAGAGUGAGAUGAGCGCACAACCCUAGAGUCUGUCAAGACUGGCCCGUACGGGCAGGGGUACCUUUACCUUUACCUAACUUUUCAAAAGCCUUAAAUAGUUCUUGUGAGUUCUUCUUAAUGAUAAUUUUGUUGUUUUAUCUUUUUUGCAAAACGCUUUGAGGUUUCUUUUUUUUUUUCUUUUUAACAAUCAAGCGGCAUGUAAAUUUUAUGAAAUUAAAUAAACAAAUAAGGGGCAAAUAAACAGGGGCUCUGCCUGGCUCCAAACUGACUGGGGAAAGGAGUCUUUGGUUUUGUCUCCCAGGCAGGCUGUGCUGGUGCUACAAGCUGUCCUCAGCAGAGCUCUCCCAGAAUCGACGGGGGAGAUGGAUGUCUCUGGAGACACCUGGAGCUUCUUGAUGCAGCCAGGCAGUUACCUGAAGGGCGUCGCCCUCUUAGCCAGGUGAUUCUUAUGCUCAGAUCCUACCUGUGGGUUCCAAUAGGCGUCUGGCUGACUAUGGGGUCAGGGGUGCAACUUGAAUAAAAUAUAUAUUUUAUUUUAGAAAUUUUUUAGCAUACAAUAUUAUUUGCAUUCAUCCAUAACAAAUUACAUAUCUUUACAGGGGUUCUUCCGACCCCCAGACUUCCCCCCACUCCUCUCCCCGGUUUCCAAUAUUUAGCUCUUCUCUUUUCUGCGACUAAAUACUUUUAUCCAAUCUAUUAAGUCUCCUUUUUCAAUACUUCUUUAUCAAUACCCUGGGCAUAUAACAUUCUUGCCACUGUUGUCGCAUACAUAAAUAAGACCUUUUUCUCCUUCGGAAUCUCUUCUCCUAUUACUGUAUACCUAAUAAGUUUUUUAACAAAAGUUAUUUUAAACAUUUUUUUUAAAUCAUUGUUAAUCAUUUCCCAGAAGGCUUUUGCUGACUUACAGGUCCACCACAUAUGAUAAAAUGUACCCUUGUUCUCUUUACAUUUCCAACAUAAAUUAGUCAUUUUUAAUACAUUUUUACAAGUCUUGUAGGAGUUAAGUACCAUUGGUACAUCAUUUUCAUAUAGUUCUCUUUUAACGAACAGCAAGAGGUAAAUAGUAAAUCCACUUUCCAUAACUUUUCCCAUGAAUCAAACUGUAUAUUCUGACCCACAUCUUUUGCCCAAUGUAUCAUUACUGAUUUUACUUCUGUCUUUUGUCUCCCAUUCCAGCAACAUUUUGUAUACUUUUGACAGAACCUUUGCAUUAUUUUCCAACAGAUCUUUAUGUAAUCUUGAUAAUUCAUUCCUAAAUCCCACUCCUUUAUCCAUUUUAAAAAUAUCAGUUAGUUGGUGGUAUUGGAGCCAAUCAGUAAGUAAAUGUCUUAUAUUCUCAUAUUUCUUCAAUUUCAACUGAUUUCCCUCCUCCACCAUCAACUCUCUAUAUGUUAUCCAUUCUUUUUCCAUAUUUAAUUUUUUAACUGAGAAUGCUUCUAGUGGUGAUAUCCACCACAGAGUCUUAUUUUCUAAUAGAUUCCUAUACUUUCCCCAUAUAGAAUAUAAUGAUUUUCUAACAAUAUGAACCAUGAAACCCUUAUGUACCUUCGUUUUUCCAUACCACAAAUAUGCAUGCCACCCAAAUCUGUUAUCAUAACCUUUCAGAUCUAAGAUAUCUGGAUUCUUUAAACUCAUCCAUUCUUUAAGCCAACAGAUACAGGACACUUCAUAAUAUAAUUUUAAGUCUGGUAGGGUAAAUCCACCUCUUUUGUUUGCCUCUGUUAACAAUUUAUAUUUAAUCCUAGGUUUCUUUCCCUGCCAGACAAACUUAGAUAUAUAUUUUUGCCAUUGUUUGAAGUGUCCUGUUCCGUUAAAUAUCGGUAUCAACUUGAAUACAAUAUAGGGGGGGGAGGUAAGCCCCACCCUGCAUAAUCAAUCACAUGACAUGUCAUUUAUGCCGCUGGGCUUUGUUGAAAAUGGCUUCUCCAUGCAAACCAGGAAGUGACCUCUCCAGACAACGGAACAACUCUUCUUAUCACUGUGAUCUCCUGGGUGACACGGACACCGUUAGACAGUUGAAUAUUCAUGCAUACUCUGUCCAUUUCCUGCCUUCCCUACAGUGCUCCACACAGCCCCAGGAGCUGGCAACCCACGUUACGCCAUUGGGCCAUUGUCCUGAUCCAGCAGGCUCUUCUAUGUUCUGAUCGUUCCUUUUCUCCCCCUGCCCCUCAGGUCCAUGGCGUGCUCACAGAAUCCCCUCAUCAAUGACCUCCUGCGUCACCUCCUGCCCCAUCUCAGUUCCUCCAGAACAGCCUACAGAGACCUCAGCCUGGUCUUCUGCAUGGAGGUAUUGUAUUUACUGCUAUUGUAUAAGCAUCUCCCUAAGGACUUUCCACGUUUUCAUGUUGUGGGUGUUGGGAAGAUUAGUGCAGGAGUUUACUGAUGGUUCCUUUGCUUGGCUCAGAUCCCAGGCCACUCUUUGCUUCACACGCCAGAGAUGCUCAACCUCCUUCUGCAAGAGAUGCUGGCCAGGUCCCAGGAUGGCAGCACCACCCUGCGAGCCCUGGCGCUCCGAGGCCUGGGGAACGUGGCAACAGAAGCCCCCCAUGAGGUAGUUCAAGGGGUUCCAAACGGGACCUUGGCAGGUGAUGAAGGACACGGCUCUGUGUGUGUGUGUGUGUGUGUGUGUGUGUGAGAGAGAGAGAGAGAGAGAGAGAGAGAGAUUGAAAUCCAAAACUUUAGCUGCACAGCAGCUCAAAUCAGCUUAUCAUAGCUCAGGAAGCAACUGAUGUCUUGCAAGGAACUCUAGAUUUUUUAGGGUGGGUGGGAAAUGAACCCGUGUCUCUCUCAGGUCCUAGUCCAACACGCUAACUGCUACACCACACUGCUGUGGGUGUGAUCGGUGUGAAUGAAGGAAAGAGGAGGCAAUGAAGAGGGGGAAAGGAAAAGAAGUGAGAAGUGCAGCUGGGUGGGGUGGGAGCUCUGCAUAUUGUCCUGAAGCCCCCUGGCAAACGGUUUGCUGCCAGCCACUAGAUCAGGCCCCUCUAGCCAAUCCUGGGUGGUUUCCUGGGCGGGGGAGACUCUGUAGGCGUAGGGGCAUCCCAGCCACUGAGGGCUGUGGGCUUUUCUCCAUAGGUGAAGAAGCACCAGGAGUCUUUGCUGGUGACUCUGCUCCAAGCUGCGGGCAAUGGCGCCAGCCCUGAAGUGGCCUGUGAGAGCCUGUGUGCCCUGGGCAAGCUGUGGGGAUGUAUCGGGAGACGGCACAGAGUUCGUGCUCUCCAGGCCGUAGCUGGCCUGGCCCGUGGGCACCUCUGGCACGUGAGUUGGCCCUUUCUUCCUGAUCAAAGUCAAAGCAAAGGCUCUCCUAGCCCAGAAUCCUGUUUCUGACCUUCUGGAAACCCAGGAAGGGGAGGGUCCAUUUUCCUUGCCGAGUGCUUCCCAGCGACUGGUAAUUCUGAGACUGUCCCUGGAAAAUUGGGACACUUGGAGAGUAUGGGUGCUUCCCUGUGUCCCGCUUGGUCCUAGCAAGUAGUGACCUUUCCCUCUUUCAUAAGAUCUUCUCAUACCCCACUCCUAUCCCUUCCUGCUGUAGGUGGAUGAUUCCCUCCGUGAAGCAGCCUUUGAGCUCUUGGGCCAGCUGGCCAGGGCAACUCAGCCGGAGGAGGCCAAGUCCUUUGCUAAAGAGGUGGGGAGGUCUUUGGCUGCCCUCCUGCUGCACUUCAGGGAACCCAGCCCCACUGUGGCCAAGGUACGGCAUCAUACCCACACCCCUCUCCUUGAGCCUCCUGCUCCCAGACACUCUACCUGUGCACCAUGAAACCAGGCAGCUGUCAAGAGACCAGGAGUCAACAUAACAGCAUCAGUAGAUCCCUGCUGCGUCAGACCAAUGCCCCAUCUAGUCCAGCAUCCUGUUCCCACAGUGGCUGACCAGAUGCAAGCAGGACCCGAGCACAAGAGCAGUUCUCCCCUUCUGUCGUUCCAGAAACUGGUAUUCAGAAGCGUCACUGCCUGUGAGAAAUGACAGACUAGCCGCUGUUGUUGUUUAUUAUGUUUUAAAUUGCAUUUACGACCCUGUUCCAACUAAACAUUAGGGAGAACUUCCAGACGUUUAAGAGCCGUUCGGCAGUGGUUAUUUAGCUGCGAUUCCUGCAUUGCGGGAUGUUGGGCUAGGUGGCCUUUGAGGGUCCCUUCUAACUUUACAGUUCUAUGAAAUUGUAAUUCUGCACCCAAUCAGCUAGAAUUACCAAGUCCUCCCCAUCCCUCCUUCCCCAGUCUAUGCCAGGUGGGGCUGGACAGAGUGUGACCCUCAACUCUUCCACCAGGCCUGUUCCAUUGCCUUCACAUCAUGUGCCCCCUUCGUGGGCCUGCAAGACCUCACAGGGGACAUGGAGGCUGGGCAGCUGCUGGCGGAUGUCUCUGGUGCACGUCACAUCCACUUGAUGGGCAAAGUGUGCCGACAGCUGGUGAGUGAGCCUAUAAGCUGGGAUCAGGCGCCACCUCUUGCCACCAUUGCCAGGAAACCUCUCAGCUGCCUCCUGGCAACGAGGAAUGCCUUUCUCUCUGGGGCCUUCCUCUCGUGCUGGUCUUCCUCUCCUGCUCUUCUCUCUGUUCACCCUAAACCAUGAGAACCAGAAACUUAGAGCGCCUUUGGGAUGCUGUCCCCAGGGAGACCUAACUGGGCAUCCUUGACCCUAAUAUUUAGGUGCCAGGUGAAAACAUUUUUUCAUUUAUUUAAUAUUGUUGCCGUCCUAGAAGUGUUAGAGCAGGCACUCUCUCUUUCUGCUUUGGAAAGAGUUCUAGUUUCACUCUGCCUUUGCUCUAACACAGGCACCCCCAAACUUGGCCCUUUAGAUGUUUUUGGGACUACAGAAUUGGUCCUGUUAACUAGGGAUGAUGGGAGUUGUAGUCCCAAAACAUCUGGAGGGCCAAGUUUGGAGGUGCCUGUGUUAGAGCAAAGGCAGAGUGAAACUAGAACUCUUUCCAAAGCAGAAAGAGAGAGAAAGAGAGAGAGAGGGCGAGGGAGAGGGAUAGGGAGGUCAAACUGUUUUAACUGGAAGGAAAGUGCCACCAGCCCCUUGCUCUUUUCUACCUUAGGUGUCUCCAAAUGUGCUGCUUCUUUUGCUCCAAGAGAAUUAAGGGCGCAUCUAGGAGAUCUCUGUUUUGGGGUAGGAUUCAGUCACAUCCCAGCAAAUUAAUGCUUCCGCCAUCACAGCCAAUUUGCAGCCCUGUCACACUUCUACAACAGUUCAGACUUUUUUGUGAUAAGGAGAGUUAUGGGGAAAUGCACCUGCAGAAGUCUAACCUUCCAAGAAACAAAUGGGGGCUGAUAUUCCUGAUUGCUGCAUUGCAAGGGUCUGUUAGCCGUGAUCCCUUCACUGCAGGGGGUUGGACCCUUAACCCUUGGGGCCCCUGCCAAUUCUACAAUUCUAUGAUUCCAUGACCUUGGAAAGUGGUGGACUCUCUUUCAUUGGAGGUUUCCAAACAAGAGUUUGGAUGGCCCAGCUGCCAGGGAUUCUUGAGCUUUGAUUCCUGCAUUGCAGGAGAUUGCAAUAGAUGGCCCUUAGGAUACCUUCCAACUCUACAGUUCUGUUAUUCUUUGACAAUGGACCUGCUGGGCAGUGACCUGAUGUGGCCUCCCCCCGAUUUCUCCUAGGCUAAGACGAAUCCAGCGCUCUUGGGGGCCAUCCUGGCUGAUGUGCCCCAGUACCUGUGCUCUACCUGGGAAGGAGUUCAGAUCGCAGCCUGCAAGCUGGCCGGUGUGUGUCUGCACGUGAGGAAGGAGGAGACCAAUGGCCCCCUCUCUCUUUGGAGGAGAGGCUAGAGGCAGUGGGGGCGGGGUGGGUUAUCCUUCCCCCACCCCUAGCACCAGGGAUGGGAGGAGGAGGUCCAUGAGUGGCAACCCUGCCCCGGAUUGAGACCCAGACAUCCCCUUUAUUCCUGCAAGGAAUCCUUGUGAAGACAGGGGACACUCAGCGCCUCCGACAGCUGGAUCUGGACCGGCUCCUGGUGGGUGAGUGUUGCCACCGGAUGUAUCCCAUGGGUGGGAAUGGCAAAUUGAAGCCUAUCUCUCGAUGCAACUCUGGAACAUCCAGCCUUCAACAUACGGAGUGAAAAAUGACUGGGAGAGUUUGGGGAUGCUGAGGCUGUGAUACGCGAGGAACCUAGCAUCCUUUCGCAAAGUGCCUCAGGGGUGAGGUCUUGGCUCUAAGGGGACCCCUGUUUUCUAGCAACAAUUGCCAGCACCAAAGCUAGGAGAAGUGGAGAUUUUCUCUCACUUUUUUUGCAAGCUGCAGAGUAUGGAGGGAGAGAAAGCCAAUGAUGGAUGCUAGCCACAAUGGCGGCAUAACCAUGAUGUCGUCUCUGGAGGGAACCAGCUCCUGGGAAUCACAAGAGGGCUUGUGGGCUUCCCUUUGGAGCAUCUGGCUGGCUGCCCAGACUCUUUGGCUUGAUCCAGCAGUCAGGUUCUCCUUAUAUUCUCAUGGAACCUCUAUAUCAAGAGAGACCCUAUCUAGGUUCCUUGGUUCUUAGGGACAUUUGGCCCCUGUGAGAAGAGGAUGCUGGACUAGAUGGGCCCUUUGCCUCCUUCAGCAGGAUCUUCUUGUGUUCCUAUGGAACUCCCUCCCACUGGAGCCAGGGAUGGCCACCAACUUGGACAGCUUGAAAAGGGGUUAGACAGAUUCAUGGAGGAAGAGAGGGCUAUCACGCUAUGCUCUGCCUCCACGGUCAGCAGCAGCAAUGCUUCCAAAUGUUGGUUGCUGGAAACCACAGGAGGGGAGUGUGCUGCUCUUGUCCCAGGGUCCUGAGUGCGGGUUUCGCACAGGCUGCUGUGAAGACAAGAUUCUGGGUCACCAUUGGAGGUCCUUCCUAUCCAUUUCAGGCCUUAAAGGGAACAGAGUGGGGCAGUGGCCUUAGUGAAACUGGACUGUGAAUGAGGUGUCUGUUGAGGGGUCAAAAGCAGGCCCUGAAGAUCCCCUCCCCACCCCAGGAGGGUGACUGUGGCCCUACCCCACUGCCCUGCCUCUUCUGUCUCCCCACAGCCCUCCGCCCUCUCUGCCAUGACCCCAAUGCUGCUGUUGAGAUUGCUGCCUCAGAAGCCCUCCAUGCCACCCAGCAGAAAUGCCAGCAGAGCCAGGCUGGCUCAGCUCGGAGCCGCAGAAGAAGGCCUAUGCUGCCCGGCUGGUUGUUUGGCCGGCAACGUAAAGGUCCCAGGCCUGAGAGCCGGGGAGCUGGGCCUACCUGAAGGGGAAGCCUUGGAAAGCAGAAAUAUAUAUCUAUCUCCCCUUUU